Corythoichthys intestinalis (scribbled pipefish) is the source of this 1857-nucleotide messenger RNA. It is a transcript of the gene srsf5b, whose product is annotated as serine and arginine rich splicing factor 5b. The coding region runs from base 143 to 1054 and encodes 303 amino acids. The record is from RefSeq and is a predicted model, not a curated record. Gene Ontology annotation, molecular function: mRNA binding. The transcript is spliced from 8 exons. NCBI's taxonomy places the organism in Eukaryota, Metazoa, Chordata, Actinopteri, Syngnathiformes, Syngnathidae. Gene Ontology annotation, cellular component: nucleus; cytoplasm.
UUUCCGUCUUCUGCAGUGUCACGUGAACAGUUUGUGUACAGUGGAGGUCCACGGUUACCAUUUUGUUUUGUGUCCUGUGUUCAGCGUCUCAACAAGAAGCUUGGCAGCCUGCCUGACACUCCAAGAUAGGGCCACUGUUUUCAUGAUGAGUGGAUGUCGUAUAUUCAUCGGUCGGCUCAGCCCUUCGGCAAGGGAGAAGGAUGUCGAGAGAUUCUUCAAAGGAUACGGGCGCAUCCGUGACAUCGACCUGAAAAGAGGCUUUGGCUUUGUGGAAUUUGAAGAUCCAAGAGAUGCGGAAGAUGCUGUAUAUGACCUUGAUGGAAAAGAACUGUGUAAUGAGAGGGUGACUAUAGAGCAUGCUCGUGUACGUCUACGUGCCAAUCGAGGAGGGAGAGGAGGAGUUGGCGGUGGUGAAGGAAGCCGCUUUCCUGAUCGGUACGGUCGAGGCGCUCAGAACAAUCGGAGUCGAAACCCGCCUCCGAUGCGUACUGAGAACCGUCUGAUUGUGGAGAACUUGUCGUCCCGUGUCAGCUGGCAGGAUCUGAAAGAUUUCAUGAGGCAAGCUGGAGAGGUGACAUUUGCUGAUGCACAUCGGCCUAAACUCAAUGAAGGGGUGGUGGAGUUUGCCUCUAACAGCGACAUGCAAAAUGCUCUUGAAAAACUGUCUGGGAAGGAGAUCAAUGGCAGGAAAAUAAAGCUUGUUGAGGCAGGCAAGAAGAGGUCAAAAAGUCGUUCCCGCUCAAGGAGUUCAUCUCGGUCCCGCUCCCGUUCACGAUCCAGGUCCCGUGAUCGCUCCUCAUCCGGAAGUCCCAGACGCUCCAGCAGUCCCAGGCGCACCGGAAGUCCUAGGCGUUCUGGCAGCCGGGCCAAAACCCACAGUCGCUCCAACAGCCACUCCCCCACAAGUGGCAAAUCCUCCCCUAACACCAAAUCACUGGAUCCAAGCAAACACUCUAAAUCUGCUACACCUACUCCAGUUUCUCCACGUGAAAAAGACCCCGGCCCUCAGUGUCGUUCUCGCUCCCGUUCUCCUUCAACUGAAACCCAACAUUAAGUCACCUCUUAAAUAUGUUAGGAGAGGUUUGUAAAAGCUCAACACUGUUUCUUAGGAAAAUAUCAAGAUUGGACAGAUAGGUACGUUUUUUUUUUGUCAUUAUGUUUAAUGGGGGUUUUUUAUACGAAAGCAAGGCCACUUACAGUAUCUGUAAUUCAAUUAUUCUUCCUCCUGAGCCACGAUGUCUUCCCCAAUGCCAUAUACCUACAGAGUAAUCUCACUCCAAGGUACGUGUACUCAUCUAUAACCCAUGCUGUUGAAAACAUUGUUUUACUUAGUGCCCAGUUAGUGAUUUUUAGAGCGCCCAGAGGAAGGUCUCAAAAACUCAGUUUCUUCUUGUUACUAAAGGAGGAGAUGCAGUCAGGUACAUUUUUGUACAUUGAAAACUCAAGUAUUUUAAAAACUUCACCCAGUUUUAGUUUAUUUCCGAGUUCCAUAAUGCACUUGACAACUUUUGUCAUCUUGCAUGCAGUUAUUUCUCCAUAUUGCGUAGUCUGUCAUGAGAAGAACAAAUCAAUGUACAAGUGUGUAGGAAUGCCAUGACAUUUACCAUUGCGACACGAGACAGUUUUCAUGUUGGGCCUUGCUUGUUAAACUAAAAAUGGCUGCUUAGAUUGGUGUUUCUUACUCAAUGCAUCUAAAAAAAUGAAAGUUGUUCAUGUGAGAGUGUAUACAUGUAAUUUGACACAGUGAUGUGGUGUAGAACAAUACAGCCUUUUGUACAUCAUUUUUUUGCUUUCAAUUAAAAAGGGCCAAUUGUAUGUAGGACAUACGUACCUAUUAAAGCAGUUUUAACAAUGUUA